AUGAGGGGGAGACAGGGACGCGGGGGACAGGAAGAGGGGGACAGAGCUUCUACACCGGGCGACCAGGUCCAGGAGGGGGAGACAGGCGGGAGUGGCGCACGAGAGCAGGCCAGGCGCGCCCCAGGGCUCACGAGAGCUUCCUGGGGUUUGUGAACAAUAUCCUCCCGGGUGCCUGCUCCCCUGUUCUCUGGCCCCAGCACUAGCCCUUGGGUCACCCCAGCCUAGAAAAGCGAGGACCAGGCGGUGGGAAGACCUGAACUCAAGGAGGCAGAGCACAUCCAGGGUGGAAGGGCCACAGCCCACCUGGGCAGCGCACCUGGCCCUUUCCUGGAGACAGCACCUCACCAGGGGUCACUUCCCUCCUUUUAGGGCUAAGUACCAGGACUGGAAGGAUGGGGACCCGUCGGGAGACUGAGGUAGGGAGGAGGAGAGAGACAGGUGGUGGGGCUCUUGCCUUCCCCUCCCCACCUGCAUCACACUCCAACCAAGUGGCCGUAAAAAACUGGCAGAGGAUCAGCGGGGUCGGCAUCCCAGCCUCUUUGCGCCACCUGGUGGUGAUGAGGAAGAAAGACAAAGCAAGUGGCCGUGAUGAGAAGGGAAGGCAGUUGCUGCUCCCCACCCCUGGAUGAGUCCGUGUUUGGCCAGCUAAUCAUCCCCAUUUCCACUUCUCCCCGUAGUCUUCUGCUCCUCCCCCUCGGAGCAGGGUUUCCCCUCGAGUGCUGGCGUGGGCCUGAGUCACCCUCCCAAGCAGCAAACUCUGAGAGCUGUAGAGGAACUAGAGUCACAAGUGGCAGGCUCAGGCUGCAGCGCCCGCUCUCCGUGCCUCCACCAGCCAGGCCUUCCCAGGCUGAUUCUUCCUUCGUGUAAGGAGAGGAUCAAACAGCCGAACCCAGAGGCUCCUUCCGGGGUGAACUUCCAGAGCCACAGGAAUCAUAUCAUUUUCAAAUAUUCAUGGCAGAAGAGGGGGCUGCCCUUAAGGUCACCAGGGACCUGAAAGCUGCUGUCUCUGCCAUCCUCCAGGGCUACGGGGGUGGGCAUCGGGUGACAGACGCCAGCGCUGAGCUGCAUGGACUCUGUGGCUGCCUGGAGCGGCUGCUGCAGUUUGACCAGAAACAGCAGAAGAGCUUCCUGAGACCUCAGAAGGAUUACUGGGAUUUUCUCUGCACUGCCCUAAGGCAGCAGCGGGGGAACACAGAGCUGGCCCUCUUUGUUCACUCACAGGACAAGUUGAAGACCCCUCUGGGAAAAGGCCGUGCCUUCAUCCGCUUCUGCCUUGCCCACGGACAGCUGGCCGAGUGCCUGCAGCUCUGCCUCCUGAACCCAGAGCUCACCAGGGAGUGGUAUGGCCCCCGGAGCCCUCUGCUGUGCCCUGAACUCCAGGAGGACAUCCUGGACUCCCUCUAUGCUCUCAACGGGGUGGCCUUCGACUUGGAUCUGCAGAGGUCGGACCUGGAUGGGGCCUGGCCCAUGUUCUCAGAGUCCCGCUGCUCUAAUUCCAGCCGGACCCAGGGAAGACCCAGAAAAACCAAAGACUCCCCAAAGGAGAUCUCAGCUGUAAAUGGAGGCCCCAAAGGAGUCCAGCCAGAGGAGGCACACACCAGCCAAGCCAGCUGUCUGCAAGAUGCACCAGGGGAAGACCGGUUGGCUGGACUCCCUAUGUCCCAGCAACAUAGGCAUCUUUCUCCCUUUUUGGAAAAUAAGAAAGAAGAUCCCAGGAGCCUCAGGGCCCUCCACAGCAUGUGGAAACCAGAGGGGGAGGGGCUACAGCAAGACCAGGAGAUGGGAGCCCCACGGACAGAGAUCUGCCAGGAACUCUCAACACCCAGCAUCCAGGGGCCGAGGGAGAGGGCCAAUCAGGCUCUGAAGGAGGUGGUAGGGAUAGAGGGUGAGGGCCGAGGGGUCCUGCUGAGUACAGAGGGUCAAAGAACAGAGGGGACUCAUGAAAGAGAAGCAGAGUGGGGUCACAACCAGGGGCUGUUGGUCUCUAGCCCCAGAGGGAUGAAUGAGGGCUCCAUGUCACCAAACCGGCAGAAGAACAAGGAGCCUAGCAUUCUCGGGGAGCCCAGCGUCCUUCAGGGCCUGGGAACAAAGGAAGGCUCCACCACAGAGAAGCCACAAGAGCAAACAGGAGUGACCAGUGUGACCAGGAAGGAGGAGCAAGCAGAGGUGGCCUUGCAGGAUGUGGUCAAGACCCUCAGACAUAGGCUGCAGAAGACCAAGGAGCAAGCCUGGCACCAGGAGCAGCUGCUGAAGGAGCAGGAGAAGGAGCUGAAGGCACUGCAGGAGCAGCUCAGCAGGUGUCAGGAAGAGCGGGCCGGGCUGCAGGCAGCGCUGGAGCAGAGGCAGCAGGAGGCUGAAAGGAGGGAUGCCAUGUAUGAGGAGGAGCUUGCAGGGCAGCGGGACCUGAUCCAUGCCAUGAAGAGGCGGGUGCUGGAACUGAUUCAAGAGAAGGACAACCUGUGGCAGAAGGUGCAGCAACUCUCUUCCGUGGCCCCUGGAUGCUGUGUCAGCUGUAGCAAGCUCUUUGGCCGGCUGUCUCGGCGGUAUCCAUGCAGGCUAUGUGGAGGCCUGGUUUGCCAUGCCUGCUCUCUGGAUUAUAAGAAGCAAGAGCGCCGCUGCCCACCCUGUGCCCAGAAAGGAGAAGCCCAGGUUGUCUAACCAAGACCCACUCAGGACUGGCCAUCCAUUCCACCCACCCCUCAGCACUUUCAGGACCUAUGAUCUGACCAAUACUACCUUCCAGAACUUGGUGAUUUAGGCAGACGGCACUUGAGGAGCCAGACUGUGGUGUGGAGAGUGGAAAAGGCCAGGCUGGCAGUCAGGAGACGGCUCAAGCCCUGCAUCUCCCACUGAUGAGCAGGGCGACUCAGCUCUGCAAGCUCUUCUGUAACGUGAGGAAGUCGGGCGUCAUCCACUCUAAAGUCCCUUUGGCUUCAGAUAAUCCUUGACUAAGAAUAAGACCCAAUGGCCUUGACUUUCUCCUCCACACUCCCUGCUCACCCAGACUGCCCUUCACCACACUGCACUGUCUCCGGUCCUCAGGAGCUUCCUGUCUGGAGUCUGCUUCGGGCUCUGUUUUUGUCCCACUUUGUUUUUAACAUCUUUCCUGAGGCACUACUAACAUACAACACAAUUCACAUAAAUUGUACAAUUUGAUGAGUUUUUACUUUAAUUUAUACCCAUGAAGUCACCACCAUAUUCAAAAUAAUGAAUACAUCCAUUAGUGCCAAAGUUUUCUCCUGCCCUUUGGAAUCUCUCCAUCCCCCUCCCUUUGCCCCACCCCUAAAUAACUACUUACCUGCCUUCACUAAAGACAAGUUUGCAUUUCCUAGAAUUUUAUAUAAAUGGAAUCAUAUGGUCUGCCUUCUUUCACUCAGCAUAAUUAUUUUAAUAUUCAUUCACAUUGUUGUUCAUACCCACAGUUCCUUUAUUUACUGUUGAGUAGUAUUCCACUGCCUGGAUAUAGCACCAUCUGUUCACACAUUUACCUGUUGCCAGACAUUUGGGUUGUUUCUAAUUUGAAGCUAUUACAGAUCAGCUUCCUAUAAUCAUCGAAUCUUUGUGUAGACAUAUGCCUGUAUUUCUCAUGGGUUAAUACCUAAGAAUGAAAUGGUCAGGUCAUAUGGCAGGUAUAUGUUUAAGAAACUGCUGAGUUAUUUCCCAUAAAGAUUAUAUGUUGUACCAUCCCACCAGCAGGGUGUGGGCGUCCCAGCUGCUCCCCAGGGCAUUUGGUUUGGGGGGCAGGAGAAGAGACAUAGACAUGGAACUUGGGCCUCUCUGUUCUUCCCUUCCAACCACUGUGGUGAAGUAAACAGUCCCAAGUUGUGAGGCUAGAGGGAGGGGCUAAGUCUAGGUGACUCUGCAGUGCUCACUCACUAGAUUUUAAUAAAGACAGUUAAGGAUUCGUGUAGCUCUGUGGUACAAGUUAUAUCCUCUGACUGUCCAAGAAGUCUUACACAACUCGUUUCAUUCACUGGGCACCCAUUUGUGGUGUUUCCGAAAAUACUGUUUCUGAAGAAGCAUGGACCCCACUCUGUAACAGGGCAGACUCUCUUGCCCCGAGCAGGCAUGCAGGCUGUCCCCUGCCUCACAGGACUGCCACAGCCUCUGCAGCAGUUGGGCAACUCUGUGGCUCUGACCAGAGCCUGUGGACCGCCUCUUGGGGUCAGGGCCACCUAGAGUUGCAUCCCAUUACCAUCUUGUGGAGCAACAGUUUUGCAACAGCAGUUCCUGCCCUGGAGAGCUGAUGAGAACUUCUCCUUAGCAGGGUCA
Messenger RNA from Myotis myotis, 4272 nucleotides. It is a transcript of the gene RUFY4, whose product is annotated as RUN and FYVE domain containing 4. Gene Ontology annotation, biological process: positive regulation of macroautophagy. The record is from RefSeq and is a predicted model, not a curated record. The coding region runs from base 952 to 2658 and encodes 568 amino acids. The transcript is spliced from 12 exons. NCBI's taxonomy places the organism in Eukaryota, Metazoa, Chordata, Mammalia, Chiroptera, Vespertilionidae.